UCCUGGAUAGAGUUACGUGUCUCGGCAGUUGGAAAGAGUCAGAGACUAGACGUGAACCCCGAGAUGCAGCGCGAGACUCAAUCUAUAAAGACUAGAAUGCCUCAGCUUGGAAGCCUUUUGACACUGUUUCAUCUCGGCUCCAAAGAGUCAGAGGAUGCUCAAAGCCAAAGCCCACGUCAGACACCAACACUACAUGACUUCAUACAUCAUGUCAGGAAACUUACAGGGAUGAGAGAGGACAACGUCUACAGCCACCUACGUAUCCAUGACCAGCUUAAGACCGCCAAAGAUGACAUCAACAUUGUUAUCCUCACAGGCCAGGGGAUCUUCUGCAUCGAUGUGAAACCCUGGAGAGGCACAGUGUCUGCUCACAAACAGAACUGGCACCUGCAAGUGAAGGAAGAGGACCACAACUUGACCAAUACUUGCAUUGAGCAGAUUGAAGAUCCCCUUAAAGCUAUCAUGACCAAGACCGCUAACUUGUGUGGCCAUUUGAAGAGGAGCGGAGUGUCUGUGCGCCAAAGCCUCUUCUUCCCCAGGGUUAUCUUCCUCUCUCCAGACUGCGAGUUCGAUGAGGAGCUGAGGAAGAGGAGGGAGCUGAUUUCUCAUUGCCAGACAGACGAUUUCCUCAAAUCCUUAAGGGAGGGCUACAUGGCCUGGAUGUCAGAUGCACUGACUCCAUCCUGGCUCUCUGGUCGUCUGUCGUACAGGCAGAUGGAGUCCGUGCGGGAAGUCCUGAGGCGGGUGGGGACGUGGGAUCUGGUGAGUCUGCACUGUGGCGAGCAGCUGAAAGGAGACUUCCAGGGCUGCCAGCACAUCGCUCUCAACCGACAGGAGACGGAAACACUCGAGUUUUCCAGAGUCAAGACCCUGUCAGCUGAUUCGCUGUGGGCCCUGCUGGGACACGCUCCUCAGGUAACGGUUAAAAUGUACAAGCGCGGCUCUCAGGGCUGGCUGGGUAAGUCCCUGAACGCCUCCACCACCAUCCCCUCCAGCACCGCGGUGAUCUUCAGGAUCAGCGGGGAGGAAGCAGAUGCCAAAAUCCCAGCAAACACCAUUCACAGCAUCUCACUCAGCAACUGACGCUGGGCAUCAGUCGAAUAAAGAGGGAAGCCAUCACAACGUGGCUCUGCGGGGACAGGAAGCAUUCUUAAAUACUAUUACUCUUUUAGCUUAAAUCUUCUGACGUUUUUACUGGGUGCCUUUUACUAUGCAGUGUUCGCAAUGUGUCAUAUUUUACUAAAAACACAAGUUCUGAAUGUCUUUAAGUUAUCAUUUAUUGAAAAAAUUAACAAAGGAAAAGAAAAAAUCCAAUUUGACGCAUUCUCAGAUCCUCAGUGGGAAUAUUAUGUAAAUGAAAAUGGUUUCAGACAAUUAAACUGAUUAACUUUCUCUUGUUUUGAAUUUCUAGGGCGGACCCACACUUUACACUAGCCAUUAAUGAAUCAUUACGCUGGCUGAUUGUGUCACAUCAGCUCCGGAUUGAAGUGUGUAACGUGUUAAUUGUGGCGGUUAAAAGCUGGUGGCCUCUAGUCGUACGAUUACAGCCUCUGUGGCUUUAACAGCCAGUGAUUUACGGUCUGUUUAGAAAGUGUAACUGUGAGGUGCUUUAUUAAUAUGCUCCACCGCGCUGAGGAGAUGAUAACAUAUUCAAGAGCGCACAGGCGCAGCCUCACGCGGCAUUCAUAACCGUCAGAGUCACUUUCCAUCAGUUACCGGGCUCACACAGCUGCGCUAACAGCUAGCAAUUGUAUUUUCUUUGCCUGGCAGCGGCCAAAAUGAAGUUAUUUACAUCGAGACAUCAGUGCCUUAAGCUAAUGCAAUAGAAGGAGCUCUCUGUGUUGAUAGUAUCUCGUUGCAUGGCAUCUUUCUACCUGAAACAUCAUUACACUGUACUCAAGGGCCUCACUUUUUCUUUCUUUUUUUGCAAAUGUCUGUUUACUGUUAUACCUGAGGGACAGAUCGCACUAACAGGACUGUUCUCUUUGUCAGUGCACAUUUUUUAGACUCUGUGGUUGUGUUCAGAUAUUGGUCAACAAUAUGUUUGAAUGUGAAAGUGGUGCGAUGAGCUUACUGCCUUCGCAUAUUGAAAUGUAAGUUCGAAUAAUCGUCUUCGGGAACUGAUUUUUUCAGGUAACAUAUAAACCAUAUCAGGCAAUCUGGGAUUAGAAGGGUUUUUAGACAUUGCUAGAUAUAAUUCAGAGUGGUGGAUGCAUGCAGGUUAAUAUGAAUGUUUUUAUUUUUAUUUUUACUUUAACCCUCCUGUUACCUUAGGGUCAAUUUGACCCCAUUCAAUGUUUAACCCUCCUGUUACCUUUAGGGUCAAUUUGACCCCAGGCUGUUUUUCACUGUGUCAAACAUAUAAGAAAUAUCAACUUUUUUAUAUAUUUAAAGGGCUAUUUAGGUAGUCAACAAACAAACAUAAAGUACCUCACACUUAAACUUGGAAAACAAUAUUAAUUCUAAUAAUUUUCUGGAGGUUUUAAUUGCUGAGGUCAAAUUGACCCCAAGGGUAAAAUAUGUCAGUAAAUAUAAAGGUAACAGGAGGGUUAAACAUUGAAUGGGGUCAAAUUGACCCGAAGGUAACAGGAGGGUUAAGGACUUUCAGAAUGAAGCCAACCUGAUUGUGAACCAUAGUCUUGAGUUGAUUGAUUAAAGCAAAGUUGUCACGGUAUCCUCAAGUGUUUUUUUUUAUGUUUACAUGUAUUUGUACUAUCUGGUGUCAUAAUAAACCAUCUUUGAUGAUUUAA
Messenger RNA from Pseudoliparis swirei, 2750 nucleotides. RefSeq lists its product as uncharacterized. The transcript has 7 exons. Lineage: Eukaryota; Metazoa; Chordata; Actinopteri; Perciformes; Liparidae. The coding region runs from base 64 to 1083 and encodes 339 amino acids. The record is from RefSeq and is a predicted model, not a curated record.